This is a messenger RNA of Dovyalis caffra, 678 nucleotides long. The record is from the annotation of a GenBank genome assembly. Lineage: Eukaryota; Viridiplantae; Streptophyta; Magnoliopsida; Malpighiales; Salicaceae.
AUGAAAGUUGCUAAUUUGCUAGUAGCUUUUGCUCUCUUGGCUCUGGCUUCCUCAUUUGUCACUGCCUAUGACCCCAGCCCCCUCCAAGACUUUUGUGUAGGAAUACAUGAUGCUGAUGCUGCUGUGCUUGUUAAUGGAAAAUUCUGCAAGAAUCCAAGCUUUGCCACCAUUGAUGAUUUCACGUAUUCGGGGUUUGAUGUUCGUGGAAACACCUCAAAUCAACUUAGAGCACAUGUUAAUCUCAUUACGGCUGAUCUAAUGCCAGGCCUUAACACUCUUGGCGUAUCUUUGGCACGUAUAGAUUUUGAACCAAAUGGCGGUCUAAACCCUCCACACUAUCACCCUAGAGGAUCAGAGGUUCUCUUGGUUUUGGAGGGCACUCUUUAUGCUGGUUUUGUCACAUCAAACCCUGAUCAUCGCCUCUUCGCCAAGAUUUUAAAAGCAGGAGACUUCAUUGCAUUUCCAUUUGGCCUCGUUCACUUUCAAAUGAAUGUCGGAAAAACUCCUGCAGUUGCUAUUGCUGCAUUAACAAGCCAAAAUCCAGGAGUAAAUACUGUAGCAAAUGCAAUCUUUGGAGCCAACUGGCCUAUUAAUCCUGAAGUUCUCACUACAGCGUUCCAUUUGGAUAAAAACCUUGUGGAGGAUCUUCAGACUCAAAACUGGGUGAACCCUUCAUAA